GUUUGGGAAUGUGUGUGAAAUUAAAACCAGAUGUUGAAGAGUAGAGUGAGAUCUGAGAGAGCUACGACUAACUGUUGACUCAUCUUUAAACUAACUAUAGUGAUCUAAAAGUUAGUCACAGGAAAGCUCUGGUCAGGCUCGGUGGUGUUUUUAUGUGGGCUGAGAGAGAAGAUGAGAGAAGAGUUGAGAGAAAAAAAGACUGAACGCUUUUUUUGUGAAGAGGUCCAGGAAGUCCAAACCGCUACGUUUGCAAAAACACCGAGGAGUUAGUGGAUGGACAGAAAAAAAAUGUAACCGGUUAACCUUUGAACCGUUUUCCUUUGUGUUCACGAGAAGAAGUCACAAGACAAACUCCAGUAUAACUUCACGAAUGACAGCCCAAACGCAGAGACUUCACUUUCAGGAAAAAGGAAGGAGGAAGACACUCACAUCAUGUCAUCUGUGCAUUUCAACCCAGGUUCAGAUGCAGGUGUAAACGGAAACAUUGCAAAGAUGGAGGAUGCAAAGGUGGAGAUCGAUGAUGGAAAGGAUGAGAGUGUGCUUCCAGACACAACGUAUCACAAUAUCAGGAAGAAGAUAUCCCCCUUUGUUAUGUCCUUUGGAUUUCGUAUAUUCGGAGUGAUACUGAUCAUCGUGGACUUUGUGCUGGUGAUUGUGGAUCUUUCUCUGCCAGCCAAGAGCAGAGAUGUUGGAAACGCUAUAGAGGCUGUGUCCCUCACCAUCUCCUUCUUCUUCCUUGCUGAUGUUCUAUUGCGGGUCUAUGUGGAAGGGUUCAAAGUUUACUUCAGUUCCAAGAUGAACAUUGUAGAUGCCUGUGUUGUGGUCAUCACGCUGGUGGUCACCAUGAUCUACACCUUCUCUGACUUAUCAGGAGCCAGCCUCAUCCCCAGGGUGGUGACGUUCCUUCGUUUCCUGAGAAUAAUGAUCCUGGUGAGGGUUUUCAGACUGGCAGCUCAGAGGAAAGAGCUGGAGAAGGUCACGAGGAGGAUGGUUUCUGAGAACAAGCGGCGUUAUCAGAGGGAUGGAUUCGAUCUGGACCUCACUUAUGUCACAGACCGUGUCAUUGCCAUGUCUUUCCCCUCCUCUGGGAAGCAGUCAUUCUACAGGAAUCCAAUCAAGGAAGUGGCGAGGUUCCUAGACACUAAACAUGAAGGACACUAUAAAGUUUACAACCUGUGUAGUGAGAAAGGCUAUGACCCCGUAUUCUUCCACUACAAGGUUGAGCGAGUGUUCAUCGACGACCACAACGUCCCCUCCUUGGAGGACAUGCUGAAAUACACAGCAAGUGUGAGGGAGUGGAUGUCCUCCGAUCCCCAAAACAUCAUUGCCAUUCAUUGCAAAGGAGGAAAAGGACGCACAGGUACGUUGGUGUGCACCUGGUUAAUCGACAGCGACCAGUUUGAGAGCGCACAAGACAGUCUGGAUUAUUUUGGUGAGAGGAGGACUGAUAAGAGUCAGAGCUCCAAGUUUCAAGGAGUAGAGACUCCCUCCCAGAGUCGGUACGUGGGCUACUAUGAAGUCAUGAAGACCAAAUUCAACAGACAGAUGCCUCCACCCAAAAGCCUCAGGAUCAAGAGCAUCCGCAUCCACUCCAUAGCAGGUGUGGGUAAAGGCAACGGCAGCGACCUCAAAGUGAAGAUUAUUGUGAAGAAAGAGCUUGUGUUUCAAUGUGUGUGUGCCAAACAGGAGAACUGCACAGUAUUUCCUGAUGUGGGGAACAAUGCUGCAGUCAUCAGCCUGCAGAACGGGCCUGUAGUUGAAGGCGAUGUGAAAGUCAUGUUUGAGUCAAGUGCUGGUCUUCCAAAAGGAUACGAAGACGUCCCGUUCUACUUCUGGUUCAACACCUCCUUCAUAGAGAAUGACAAGCUGUAUCUACCCAGGGAAGAGCUCGACAACCCACACAAACCAAAGAUGUGGGACUUGUACAAGGAGGACUUUGGUGUCACUAUGUCUUUCUCAGAACCAUAAAAAGCCUUUAUAAAGAUGAAGAGGAUAAAAAGGCUUGUUACUGUCAAACUUUUAUUGGUUGAUGGUGAUAAAAGAAAUGAUAGACUGAACACUAACUAAGGAAUUAAUGUGAGACAUAAAAGUACUUUUUCAAAUGUG
Messenger RNA from Notolabrus celidotus (New Zealand spotty), 2106 nucleotides. RefSeq names its product transmembrane phosphatase with tensin homology (gene tpte). Gene Ontology annotation, cellular component: cytosol; membrane. The record is from RefSeq and is a predicted model, not a curated record. The coding region runs from base 433 to 1968 and encodes 511 amino acids. Lineage: Eukaryota; Metazoa; Chordata; Actinopteri; Labriformes; Labridae. Gene Ontology annotation, biological process: transmembrane transport; monoatomic ion transport; protein dephosphorylation. The transcript has 19 exons. Gene Ontology annotation, molecular function: protein tyrosine phosphatase activity; phosphatidylinositol-3,4,5-trisphosphate 3-phosphatase activity; monoatomic ion channel activity.